Acanthosepion pharaonis is the source of this 696-nucleotide messenger RNA. The record is from the annotation of a GenBank genome assembly. NCBI's taxonomy places the organism in Eukaryota, Metazoa, Mollusca, Cephalopoda, Sepiida, Sepiidae.
AUGAAUUAUGGGAUGUGGGUUUUCUUUUUCAAGUUUUAUUUCUUUCACCUAUCCGUCAUUUUCGGCUUUCUUUCUUUCUUUUUUUCUUUCUUUCUUUCUUUUAAAUUUUUUUAUUUCCGUUUCCAUUUUUUAAGAAUACGAUUUCCUGCUUCCUUAUUCUUUUUCGUACUUUCUUUCUUUCUUUCUUUCUUUUUUCUUUCUUUCUUUCUUUCUUUCUUUCUUUCUUUUAAAUAUUUUUUAUUUCCGUUUCCAUUUUUUAAGAAUACGAUUUCCUGCUUCCUUAUUCUUUUUCUUACUUUCUUUCUUUUAAUUCUUUUUUCUUUCUUUCUUUCUUUUUUCUUUCUUUCUUUCUUUCUUUCUUUCUUUCUUUUAAAUAUUUUUUAUUUCCGUUUCCAUUUUUUAACAAACGGAUUUCCUGCUUCCUUAUUCUUUUUCUUACUUUCUUUCUUUCUUUUUUCUUUCUUUCUUUCUUUCUUUCUUUCUUUCUUUCUUUCUUUUAAAUAUUUUUUAUUUCCGUUUCCAUUUUUUAACAAACGGAUUUCCUGCUUCCUUUUUCUUUUUUUCUUUCUUUCUUUCUUUUUUCAGUGUUUCUUUCUUAUUUUGCCCAACAUCAAGCAAAUAUCUAUUGACAUGACUUUGCAUCUAUCUAUCUAUCUAUCUAUCUAUUUAUCUAUCUAUCUACGUAAAUGUCAAUGA